GACUCGAAACAUAAGACAGUCGUUAUAAUUUCAAGGCAAUGUUCUAUGCCCCGUAUAAAUCUUUAUCUGAAUUAUCAAUUUUUCAUCUAUUUUACUACACACCGAUUUGUCGUUCUUUACCACUAGAACAACUUUUUCAUUCAAGACGCUCACGAAAUAGUCAUUGCGCAUUACCUGAGACCUCUCAGAUGUGAAGCGUCCUGAACUAACAACAAAAAAGUCGACCAUUCUGCUACGGCCCCGACGAUCACCGGCGCACGCAAGGCUCAACGCGACGAUUAAUUACAAUCACAAAUCAAAUUCGCGCGGAGAACGGAGAGGCGCGCGAGCGACGGUCUUUCUUUCUCGGGCGCAUCGUUCGCAGUCGACGGCGCGCGGCCGAAUGGAAAGUAAACGUCUACGCCAUCGCGAUCGGAAGACUCGAAAUUGACGUCUCGUGAACAGGCGAGGAUACCGGGCGAGAAGUUCUCUCACGGGCCGGCCGCCGAUGACCGCUCGAUGGUAGACGCGCGUGAAAGGGUCGAAGAGCCUGGAGGCGCGAGGUCGAGGUUAGGUUGACGCGAGCACGCGAUCGACGGAAUUCCCGGCAUCAAACCGAUAACGGAAAGGGUCGAAUUUCGUGUUUUGCGAUUCGGCCAGCAGAAGUGGCGAGGAGUUCUCCCGGCCCGGUCGGGGCCUACGGUCUCGAAACGACGGAAAUUCACGAGAAAUGGCGACCGUCGAUUCGGAGAGCAGGCGAACGCGAAGGUGGAGGCCUCGACGGCGUAAUUGAUGGCUCUUGUCGAGGGAAAAUCCCUACACCGACAGCAGGAGAGCAUGCGCGAGCCAGCCAGCCCCCCGCGCAAGAGAGAGAAAGAGAGAGUCCGAGGGGAUGACGGGGACCGUUCUCGACCGGCCGAGCGAAACGACGAAAAUUCGACGAGUUUGGUGGGUGAGUUACAGGGAGAACAUGUCGGGCGAGCUGGUGGCAGCGUCGCGUUCGGUCCGCACGGCGGAAAUUCCCGAGCAGCGACGAUCUGGCAGCAGGAUCGCAGGAGAGCGAGUAGGUGGUAUCGCAGCUCGGCCGGAGCGACGGAAAUUCCCGAGAGCCGACGGUCCGGUAUCGGGAGGGCAGGAGAAGCGAGCUGGUGGCGCGGAUCCCCCGGCGAAACGACGGAAAUUCACGAGUCCCGACGGACAGGUGUCGGGAGAGCAGACGGCUGUGCAAGUGACAGGAGAACAGGAACGUCCAGCAGGUGAGAGUCGGUACUCCGGAGGAGGUGUGUCGUUGUUGAUUCAUGAGGAAUUUCGACACACGGACGUGCGCACACGGGCUCGACGUUAUUCACGGAUACGAGUGUGGCUUCAGAAGGCAGCUGGGCAUCGGCACGGUCGGCUGACGGUAACGCGCUUUGGUAUCAGGCGCUCAUGACCGGCGGAGAGGUGUGGUCGGCUUUUGUGACGUUGGCGCGCGGGAAGUUUCAACGGAGAUGAAAUUUCACCCCGGGAAAAAAUGUCGAUACGUGCACGAAUUCUCUGUCUCUACGUGGCACUAUGCGUAAUCAAAUGCGAAAUAUGAUCUAUAUGUUCCACGUCUGAAAAGUGUUGUUACAUGGAUGUAAUUGGUGUAAAUGCUUAUGUUUAAUGGCCGCCCACGAUGUAAACACUUGAUUGAAUCAAACGACUUUUUCCGUUUUCCGUUCGACAGCGUUUUUGUUUCGAUAUGUUUAAUUGUGUAUGUGGCCAUGUAGAGGCAAAAUUUAUAUAUAAAUUAUAUAUAGUUAUGUAUAAUUAUAUGUAAUUUUAUAUGAUUAUACAAAUUAUAUAAAUUUUUUUCCCCGGUCAUGCAGAAGUUUUAGUCGUAACCAUAAGAGGUUGUAAGUUUCAUAGUUAUGACUAAAAAUUUGUUACAUGCAAAAGCUUAAAAAUGUUUGUCACGUUGGAAUUUUACGAUUAAUUUUGUGGUCAAUCAAUAGAGAAGCAGUUCUAAGUCGUUGACCAAUGAGAAAUCACUAGAAAGAGGAUUCCAUGUCCCCAUGAUGACAAUACUAUUAAGACCCGGUUUUUUCAUUUUCUAGUUAACAUGUGGUUCAAACUUAAAUUGAGGGUUUUGUAGUGGUAACUUUAAAAAUUUAAUAAUUAACCAUCAAUAGAAAAAUGUAAUUUUUACAUUAUUAUCAGUUUAAGUCUAAACAACACGUUAACCGGAAAAUGAAAAACCAGGUCUGAAUGAAGGAAAGAACAUCAGAUUUUAUGACUACGGCUUUACGGUCAUGAUUAAAACUUUUUCACGUGUCAAGGCCUUAAAUGUCCGGGAUAUACAAUGUGUGUGAAGACAUGUUUCUUAAUAAAAAAUAAAACCUCUUCACUCGGCGAUUCGUUAUG
Dinoponera quadriceps is the source of this 2364-nucleotide messenger RNA. RefSeq lists its product as uncharacterized. Lineage: Eukaryota; Metazoa; Arthropoda; Insecta; Hymenoptera; Formicidae. The coding region runs from base 872 to 1411 and encodes 179 amino acids. The record is from RefSeq and is a predicted model, not a curated record. The transcript has 2 exons.